This is a messenger RNA of Cynoglossus semilaevis (tongue sole), 5545 nucleotides long. Its product is annotated as cGMP-inhibited 3',5'-cyclic phosphodiesterase A-like. Gene Ontology annotation, biological process: signal transduction. Bases 1 to 3465 code for a protein of 1154 amino acids. Gene Ontology annotation, molecular function: 3',5'-cyclic-nucleotide phosphodiesterase activity. Lineage: Eukaryota; Metazoa; Chordata; Actinopteri; Pleuronectiformes; Cynoglossidae. The transcript is spliced from 15 exons. The record is from RefSeq and is a predicted model, not a curated record.
AUGGCCUUGGAGUCAGAGGGCAACAGAGGCUCGUCAAGAAACGCUCAUGAAAAAUAUCCCCGGGCUGCGUUCGAGCGCAACGGCUACGUGAAGACAUGUGUCACCCCGCUCAAGCGGGACGCACGGAGCCAGUCGUGGCUGCGAGUCGCUGUGACAUGGACUUGCAGGAGAGUGUCGUCUGCGGUCUUUGUCGCCUCCUUCUCCGUUAUUCUCGCUCUGCUGCUCAGAUUGGUCGAUUGGGAUGCAGGCAGCGGCAGCGGCAGCAGCGGAAAUAGCAGCAGCUCGGGUUCUUCUCUUCAUUUUACGGCGAGCUGCGCUGUGGAGCUGCUGCUGACUGCGUGUUAUUUCGUCUCCCCACUUUUAACUCUCGUAUGUGCCUUCUUCUGGGUCGGACUCUAUCUGAUUCGCUGCGGGCUCCUUAUCCGCACAGCGUUUUUUCUCCUCGCGGUGUGCCACUUGGGCGAAGCCGUAGCGCAGUCACUUCUGCGCGGCGCCGAGGAGCAGCUGCUCUCUCUCCGCGCAACCCUGGUCGUCCUCGGCUGCCUGGGCAGCGGGGCUCUGCUGGUCGUCCGUCUGGGCCAGGGAGUGUCGAUCCUCGUCUUCAUUGGCGUCAUCAGGGCCGUCUCCCUUGUCUCUCUGAGCAGGGUCCGGGCCAACUGGAGACCCUACCUGGCCUACCUGCUGGGGCUGCUGGGGGUUUUGCUUGCAAGGUAUGUUGACCGGCUCCUGCCGGCCUCAGGGACCAGCGGGACGGGGUGCUGUGGGUCUGUGACCGGGGCGAGGGAGGAGGACAUCCCUGUCUUCAAAAGGAGACGGAGGUCCAGCUCCACAGCGGCCUCGGAAAUGAUGGCUCAUGUUCAGAACAACAGCAAGUCCCACCGCAGGACUUCGCUGCCCUGCAUUCCGCGGGACCAGUCCUCUGGCACCAGCGUGGUCGUGGACAUAGCCGUGAUGGGGGAGGCCCAUGGUCUGAUCUCAGACCUGCUGGCCGACCCCUCGCUGCCGCCCAACACCUGCAGCUCCCUGAAAGCUGUCAGCAAUCUCCUCAGCACCCAAAUCAGCCUGCAGCCCCUGCACCGACCUCGCAUGCCUGCCGACACGCAGACCUGCUCCGACUCUGAGGAGGGGCCGGAGAAGGUGGAGAGACUGGCCAUUCCAAAGCGUCUAAGGCGGAGUCUCCCCCCAGGCCUACUGAGGAGAAUCUCAUCCACAUGGACAACAACCACCUCAGCCACAGGGCUGCCCACCAUCGAGCCAGGCCCGGUCCUGCGUGACCGUUCAGCCAGCAUCAAACACAUCACAGACAGUGAAUCAUGGAACAACUCGAUAAUGAUGACCAUCUCUAAGAGCCGCUCCAUGUCCGCCUCCUGUGCAGCCUCCGUCACGUCCAACCACCUCUGUAGCAAACCACUGGGACGACCAGGUUUCCCCCCCUUGCAUGUAUCCUCUCUAGGUUCUCCGUGCCCAUCUCCUCCAGUCCAGGGUUCUCCGGUCUCCAGUCCUACAGUAAAAACUUGUUCAGUGCAGCUUCCUGAGGUGGCCAGGCCACUGACAGAACGGGCCCCUGGUUCUGUGGCCCCCAAGAGCCAUCACAGAGCCUUAACUCACAGCCAGAGUGCUCCGAGCUCCACCACCACACACUGGCAGCCUCCAUCACUCUGUGGCAGCUGCGGGAGGCCCUUCAACAACCGCUUGAAGCGUGGUGUUGAAUCUGUUGACAAAGGAGACAGAAUACUUCACCCAGACGAGCGAGCUGUAGCAUCAUCAGACUAUGAAAGCACCUAUGACAGCACCUACGAGACCAACCACAGUGACAGCAGCGACUUUGCACAGAAUGACGAGGAGGGAGACGGAGGCAAGAAGGCGUCUGACGUCAGGGAAAGUUGCAGGGACUGUCCAGUAGAGGGCCAUGCUCCACUGCCAUCACCAGAGGACAACCCAAAUGUAGAUCUGGACACACUGGUGAUGUCAGAUCUGGAGCCUCUGAUGAGUCAGGCCAGUAACUGGAACUUUCCCAUCUUCAGCCUAGCAGAGAAGACUCAUGGAAAGACAGGCUGCAUCCUCAGUCAGGUUUCUCAUAAGCUCUUCGAAGACACGGGUCUGUUUGAAACCUUCAGGAUUCCCAUGCAAGAGUUCAUGAACUAUUUCCAUGCUUUAGAGAAUGGCUACAGAGACAUCCCUUAUCACAACCGGAUCCAUGCGGCUGAUGUGCUGCAUGCAGUUUGGUAUCUCACCACUCAGCCAGUGCCAGGCUUGUCAACCCUGCUGACAGAGAAUGGAAUUCACACUGACACGGAGAACGGCAUCAGACCUGGAGCCACAGGCUUCCUGGUCUCCAAGAUGAGUUUUGUGAAGGAGGAAGGAUACGGAUCCCUGUCGGGCCUCAUUCCAGCUCUGGAGCUAAUGGCUCUGUAUGUAGCUGCUGCCAUGCACGACUACGACCAUCCCGGAAGAACCAAUGCCUUUCUAGUAGCUACCAGUGCACCACAGGCUUUGUUGUACAACGACCGCUCAGUCUUGGAAAACCAUCACGCCGCUGCAGCUUGGAACCUCUUCAUGUCACGACCCGAGUACAACUUCCUCACUAACCUUGAGCACGUGGAGUUCAAGCGUUUCCGCUUCCUCGUCAUUGAAGCCAUCCUGGCCACUGACCUCAAAAAGCACUUUGACUUCCUGACGGAGUUCAAUGCAAAGGUGGGUGACGAUGGAGUGAACGGCGUCGAUUGGACCAAUGAGAACGACCGAUUGUUGGUGUGUCAGAUGUGCAUUAAAUUAGCAGACGUCAAUGGACCGUUGAAGUGUAAGGAACUACACCUGCAGUGGACAGAGGGCAUCGUCAACGAGUUCUAUGAACAAGGAGAUGAAGAAGCCAGCCUGGGACUUCCCAUCAGCCCCUUCAUGGACCGCUCUGCACCUCAGCUCGCCAAACUGCAGGAGUCAUUCAUCACUCACAUCGUGGGGCCGCUGUGCUCCUCCUACGACUCUGCUGCUCUGAUGCCAGGACGCUGGGUCGAUCCGCCCGGCACCGUGACAGAGCCAGAGGAGACACAGGAAGAACAGGACACGGAGGAGGAAGACACAGUGGAGGAAGAUUCAUCCACAGGAUCUGACAGCUCUCAGCAACAGGAAAUUAAAAUGGUGAAAAGGAGGAAAGUAUUUUGCCAGAUCAUGCAGCAUCUUUUGGAAAACCACGAGAUGUGGAAGAAAGUUAUCGCCGAGGAGGAAAAGGAGGAAGAAGGGGAGAAGGAGGAGGCGGCCAGGAAAGAGGAGCCAAACUGCAUCAGCAACCCAACUGUUCCGAUCACAGCCAUCCAUGAGGAGGAGGAGGAGCAGACGAGCAGAGAGGAAGAGGACACCGCCGACGUCCUGGACGACAGGGACGAGGUGCUGGCUUUAGUGGAAGAAGAGGAGGGAAGCCUUCCACAAUCAGAGACUUCAGGGGGAAAAGAGGAGGAGCCAGAGUGACAUCAUAGACUGUGAUCUCCUCCUUAAACAGGAGUGUGAUAUUUGUCCAAAUAUGUUUUGGGUUUUUUUUUCUCUCAUAUAACUAAACUCUUGAUAUGGUAGCCAGCACAUCACUUUGACACAACACUGUAGAAAUAUUGUUAUGGGUAAUAUGUGCCUAACAAAAACAGGGUCUGAGAGCAGGGACGACGAUGAUGAUGAUGAUGAUAAUAAUGAAAAUGAUGCAUACUGGCCCAGUGCAUCGGACAAAAGAGACAUGUUUUAAGCAAAAGAUGAAGAGGCUGAAAAAAAAAUAAGCUGAGAGAAAAGAGGAAGAUUAAGACUGUAACUGAUUUUGUUGUGGUGUUUGCUUCAGUCUGGAUUUGGUGCUCUGCUCCGGACCAGGCUGCCCAUCCUGCACUUUGAGCCAACUACGCUGGUCCACUCAUUCACUCCACUAGUAAGUAACAUAAUAAUGCCACCCCCUUGCCCCUCACCCUGCCACCCUUCUCGCUGGAGCCAUGUCUACUGCCAUCUUCACGGCAUCUCCAACAAGCUCUGUCUCUUUAAGGACAACGGGCUGGAAGGCAGGGAGAAAUGCUUCAGAUGUCUACAGCAAAAAAAAAAAAAAAAAAAAAAGAAAAAAAAAUAGCCAGCUGCAGUACAGUGUGUAUACAGACACACACCCACGCGAACAGGCACACACACACAUACUGUACACAAUGCUGCACUAAAGACACAUUCCCUCCACAGAGCCCAUAGGAAGUUCAACAAAGAACCCUACUGCUAUGAAAGCUUUAUUCCUGCUCAAGGAAAAAACAUUCAAAACAAUGUUUUGUUGGCUUCAAACAAUGCCGUUUCGUAGGUGCAUGUUUUCUCCCCGUCCUUUGUUACUAGAGUGAGGUAGACCAUAGUUUCAAGGGUACACAACUCAGGAAGAAGGGAGCCCACAAAGGAAGAAACAAAACAAAACAAAUAUGCUCCGUGUGUUCGUCUCAUGUACUUUUAUUCGGCAUCACAAUACUUUGAUUCCAUCUGUACAGCGGCACCUGCAUUUAAACCGACUGACAUUCACCGCGUUCAAUCAUCUACCUGCUUUAUUAUUUAUCUAGAACAUAUGUGUCAAACUCAAAGCCCGGGGACCAGAUUUGGCCCGCCAAGCUGUUAAAAAGCAUUUAGUAAAGUCCAUGCAGCAGAGUUUCCAAACCUAUGUGAUUAGAAGUUUUUAUAAUCAAAUAAUACUCAAUUGCAGACUGAUCAGCCAGUACCACCCGUUACAACAGACGGGUAGCAAGGUGCUAAGCAUCAAAGGAUCAUUAAAAUUUCAAAAUAACACAUCUUUUAGACACUGAUUCUGUUAGUAUCAGAGUUUGAAUUACCUAUUAUUUCAAAAUUAGAUUAUCUUUUGCCAGAUUAUCUUUAACUAAAGAAAGUAAAUGCAUAUGGCUGGACUUAAGAAGAAAAUUAGUAAAAAUUAAGUACAUUUUUUUUCAUCGUGUCCCACUGCGGCCCAGUACCAAAUAAACUAUGGACUGGUACUGGUCCGCGGACCGGGGGUUGGCGACCCCUGAUUUAUACAGUCUUCCAUUUACAACCGGCCCUUCAAGGGGAACUGUAUUGCUGAUGUGGCCCCCGGUGAAAAUGGGUUUGACACUCCUGAUCUAGAAUAUAUAACAGUUUUGAAAUCAACUCUAAAGCCGCAAACCUUGAGGGAGGGUAUAGUUUUUUGGUUGUUUUUUUUGCUUAAUCAUUACAACACUGUAUUUACACGUGGCAGACGUUGUGUAUUAUUUCAUAUCAAGGCUAAAUGGGCAGAAAAUGUCAACUUUUUUGUAAGUAGUUUAGUUACGACACUAUCAGAGUGACACGAUCUGCCUACAGCCAAAGUGCUACAAACUGCCUCUGUGGUCCUGCUACAGUCGUUUUCUCCUGGACUGUAAUUUGCCAUCAUCACAAACACAUACAGUCCUAACACGAUGAAAAAAAAACAGUUCCAAGUACUGUGUAUUACUAUCUAGGAGGUGCUGUGUGCAAGAAAAAUACAAUCGUAUUUGAUUAAUCGAUUAACAUUUGCUUUACGUUAUAUACAUACUUCAUCUAA